Messenger RNA from Nelumbo nucifera (sacred lotus), 1234 nucleotides. Its product is annotated as cationic peroxidase 1-like. NCBI's taxonomy places the organism in Eukaryota, Viridiplantae, Streptophyta, Magnoliopsida, Proteales, Nelumbonaceae. Gene Ontology annotation, molecular function: heme binding; peroxidase activity. The record is from RefSeq and is a predicted model, not a curated record. Gene Ontology annotation, biological process: hydrogen peroxide catabolic process; response to oxidative stress.
ACACCAAAGCAUCUCCAAGGCAUGCAAUAAGCAGCUAAGGCUAAAUAAUUUUAUCAGUGGUACUGCAGGGUAGUUGUGUACGUGAAGUCCAUGGCAGUGGCAAUUGCAUCUCCCUCCUCCAGCUCUAUAAGCUUAUUGUGGGUGAUUGCCAUGUUGGUACUCUCGGUGGGGAUGGUAUCCGCUCAGCUAUCCUCCACAUACUACGACACUUCAUGCCCCAAAGCCUUUUCUACCAUUAAGUCUGGCGUGACCGCUGCUGUUGCCAAAGAGAAGCGCAUGGGCGCUUCCUUGCUCCGUCUCCAUUUCCACGAUUGUUUCGUCAAUGGAUGCGAUGGAUCUAUACUGCUGGACGAUACCUCGAGCUUCACGGGGGAAAAGACGGCAACCGCAAAUGCAAAUUCAGUGCGAGGGUUUGAUGUGAUCGACACCAUUAAAAGUAAAGUGGAGAGUGUGUGCCCCGGUGUUGUUUCCUGUGCAGAUAUUCUUGCUGUUGCAGCUCGGGAUUCCGUUGUUGCUUUGGGUGGGCCUUCAUGGACAGUACAGUUGGGCAGAAGAGAUGCGACCACAGCAAGUCUAAGUGCUGCCAACAGCGACAUCCCUGCUCCAACCUUGGAUCUUAGUGACCUUACAUCCGCUUUCUCAAAAAAGGGUCUUACUGCCAAGGAAAUGGUCGCUCUUUCAGGAGCUCACACCAUAGGGCAAGCUAGGUGCACAAGUUUCAGGUCUCGCAUCUACAACGAGACUAAUAUAAAUUCUUCAUUGGCGACAUCAUUGAAGUCCAACUGUCCGAGUACUGGUGGAGACAGCAAUCUCUCUCCCCUUGACGCUACAAGCCCUACAGCUUUUGAUAAUGCUUAUUUCAAGAAUUUGGUGAACAACAAAGGACUUUUACACUCGGAUCAGCAGCUCUACAAUGGUGGCUCCACAGACUCUCAAGUUAGCUCUUACAGCAGCAAUUCCGCAACCUUCUCUUCAGAUUUUGCAAGCGCAAUGGUGAAGAUGGGCAAUAUUAGCCCGCUCACCGGCAGCAACGGUGAAAUAAGGACCAAUUGCAGGAAAACCAACUAAGCCGUCCUGGCGAUCACACUCCACACUGUUUUGUCUACUCUGUUACUUAAGCUGCAGAUGUAGCCUAAGAAAUAAAAUAAAAUAAAUUGGGAUUGCUGCUUAUAAAUGUUGUGCAAUUGGUGUCCAUUACAGUGAACUUGUUCACUGUUUGUUCUAUAUAUAUAUG